CUCGUACACUGCCACCACUAAAACUAGCAAGCAGAUAACCAAGACUAUUACCGAGAUAUAUAAUGCCCAAACACCCGCUCUCCAGCUACAUCCCGGAAUACUCCGCCAAGAACAACUUCAUCUUGUUUCUAGUGUUGAUGGCCACCGUCUCAGUGCUCUUGUUCCACACGAGGCGACUCUGGUUGCCCCGGGUGAGAAGCUUGGUCUCCAGAGAAGACCCCUACAUCUCCUUGGGCGCUCAGCUGUCGUUCACAAACGACAUAGAGAACGGGCUUUCAUCAGCGUCAUUUGACGUGGGCUUGCACAACCUUGAUGACCCGAGACAGGGAUUGGAUGAGGAAUCCAAACUGCAGAUCUUGGGUAUCAUGAAGCAGAAGGGCGUGCCAUUUGACAAAGCCCGUCUUCUCCACAUCCAGAAGAAAAUGAGGGACAAUGGCAUAGGCGAAGACGGUAUGCCGUUGGAUGCUCGCGCCGUGAGAUUUGUCUAACCGAUUCAAAGAUACUCCAGGGUAUACCGACCGCAGAGCCUGGUGCAGACCCAAGUAUGACAAGUAUCACGAGGGGAAUGAGCAUCUCCGAGAACCCUGACGGGUAACAACUUGAAAUUAUGUAACAGUGCUAUAUCCAGGGGUGGGCUGGACCAACCCCACGUAAAUAUUAUACCCUAUAACG
Messenger RNA from Babjeviella inositovora NRRL Y-12698, 672 nucleotides. RefSeq lists its product as uncharacterized. NCBI's taxonomy places the organism in Eukaryota, Fungi, Ascomycota, Pichiomycetes, Serinales. The record is from RefSeq and is a predicted model, not a curated record. Bases 63 to 488 code for a protein of 141 amino acids. The transcript is spliced from 2 exons.